AUGUCGCUUUUACCUGGUCUGUCCCUCUCGGCGCCAUCGACGGCGACACCGCAACCGGACGCUGCGUCGCAUGCGCCUCCACGAACCGAAGAGCUGCCCGCACGCUCAGAACUACGUUUCGAGGUCGCUUUUGCCAAACUAUACCGCAUACGCCUAGUACGAGGAACAGCAGAGAUAUUUGGCAGCGAGCUAGCGCCUAGUACGACCUACACUUUCAGCGGAACAAAAGGCGCCGUCUUCACAUGGCAUGGCUGCACCUUGGAGCUGCAGGGAGAGGUCGACAGCGAAUAUGUCGGAUCCGAAACAGAGGCAAUGGUGGAAUGGUUGAACGUUCACGGCAUGCUGGAGACGGCGCGCGACGACGCUGGGGUUGGCAGGGACAGCAAUGGCGGCCCUCGCGUUCUGAUCGUGGGCCCUGAUGAUAGCGGAAAGACGAGUUUGCUCAAGUGCUUGACCGCAUGGAGCUUGAAGAUGGGAAGGACACCGACGGUCGUCAAUAUGGAUCCGCGUGAAGGCCUACUCAGCAUCCCCGGCAGUCUAAGUGCAGUCACAAUGGGCAGCAUGCUGGAUGUCGAAGAUGGCUGGGGCAGCAGUCCGGUUUCUGGUCCUACUGGAGUGCCUGUCAAGACACCGCUGGUCUACCAUUUCCCUUUUGCGUCUCCCGAAGAUAACACGCGCAUGUUCAAACCUCUGGUCACACGCGCUGCUCUGGCUGUUACAAGCAGACUCGAGGAAGACGACGAGGCAAAGCAGAAUGGCAUCAUUAUCGACACACCUGGAAGUGUCAACCAACCAAAAGGCGGCUACGAUCUCCUCAUGCAUAUCAUAUCAGAAUUCAGCAUAAACCUCGUCCUCACACUAGGCUCGGAGAGAUUGUACAACGACCUAUUACGCAAAUUCGCCAGCCCCAAGAGCUCGGAAGAUGUGGUUCACGUCUUUCGCAUAUCAAAGUCAGGCGGCGCCGUGGCCAGAGAUGAGGCACUUAUGCGUCAAGCUCGUCAGCAACAAAUUAAGAACUACUUUUUUGGCGACAGCAGGACAUCACUGAACCCACAUGGCCAAUGGUGGGACUUUGGCGACUUGACUGUCUACAAGGCAGUCGAUCCUUCUGUAUCACAUGCACAAUCGUCCUUCAUGCCUGGUAUGGACUACGAUGACGAAUCAGCGGCUGGUCAAGGUCCUACAACAUCGCUGGAGAAGGUGACACCAAGUCAAGGAAUGGUCAAUGCAAUCUUGUCAGUCAAGUUCUGCUCGGGCAACUCGUCACUGGAUAAUGUGCGCGACAGUUGUGUCAUGGGAUUUGUUUACGUAGCCGAGGUGGAUGAAACGAGGAAAAAGGUACGGUUCCUGGCACCGCAUCCCAGCAGGUGGGGCGAUCGAGCAUUGGUUUGGGGCAACUGGCCUGAAGGUGUGGGCGAUCUGGUUGCAUAG
Aureobasidium melanogenum CBS 110374 is the source of this 1431-nucleotide messenger RNA. RefSeq names its product mRNA cleavage and polyadenylation factor IA/II complex. Gene Ontology annotation, biological process: tRNA splicing, via endonucleolytic cleavage and ligation. Bases 1 to 1431 code for a protein of 476 amino acids. The transcript has a single exon. Gene Ontology annotation, cellular component: nucleus; mRNA cleavage factor complex. The record is from RefSeq and is a predicted model, not a curated record. Lineage: Eukaryota; Fungi; Ascomycota; Dothideomycetes; Dothideales; Saccotheciaceae. Gene Ontology annotation, molecular function: polynucleotide 5'-hydroxyl-kinase activity.